Rhodofomes roseus is the source of this 846-nucleotide messenger RNA. RefSeq lists its product as uncharacterized. Gene Ontology annotation, molecular function: cyclin-dependent protein serine/threonine kinase regulator activity; protein kinase binding. NCBI's taxonomy places the organism in Eukaryota, Fungi, Basidiomycota, Agaricomycetes, Polyporales, Fomitopsidaceae. Gene Ontology annotation, biological process: regulation of cyclin-dependent protein serine/threonine kinase activity. The record is from RefSeq and is a predicted model, not a curated record. The transcript has 3 exons. Bases 1 to 846 code for a protein of 281 amino acids. Gene Ontology annotation, cellular component: nucleus; cyclin-dependent protein kinase holoenzyme complex.
AUGGCCCUCUCGGACGAAAUACGCGUCCUCAAUCAUCUCAAUCCCCUUCUCGCUUUCAUGACGUUCAACGUCCCCGACGUAGCCAACGGGCUCUGCCAUUAUACCGCCCACGCAGAGCGCGUCGCUCUGCUUGCACGACUUCUGGACCAUAUGUUCCAUGAUAGACACGUCGACAAGGCCCUCCUGCGCGUAUAUAUCCCAAAUUGCCUCCCCAACUUCAUCUCGGACGUGCUCCGCCGCGGGAACUUCCACCCCAACGUCGUGGCAGCCGCGAUGAUCCUCCUUCAAAAACUCCACAAGACGGGUGCCGAGCCGAUAUCGGACAAGGCCACGGACAAGGCCAAGGACAACUUCAUCGCCGCUUUGGUCGUCGCAAACAAGUUCCUAGUGGACGAGACUUGUAAUAAUGCCACAAUUGCAGACAUGGCCGGUGCGCCAUACACCGCCCGCAGGAUCAGUGAGCUGGAACGGGGCCUACUCAAACGCCUUGAUUACAAUGUCGCGUUCUCUCCCGAAGAACUGGAAUACUCGGAACACCAGGUCAAUGCAAGUUUCGGCCACACGCAUGUGUCGGUCUUCCGCGCAGGGCGCGUUGAGUCGAUCCACAUGGCGUGCGCAAUCAGUGCGGCCCAAGGUCAUCAAUGCUACACGUUGCCGAACGGAUCGCUGCAACCGUAUAACGCGGGGCAGGUCGCAACGGGCGCCGCCACGCCAUGGUACGCAGGGAACACACUCUUCCGCCCAAUCCCGUAUGCACACCACUACGGCGAUCUCCUGUUUGUGCUGCGUGCGCCGCGGAUGUCGUUCAGUACGCAGGAAUGCGACUGUGAGUUUUGCCAGAUGUAG